This is a messenger RNA of Penicillium waksmanii, 495 nucleotides long. Its product is annotated as DASH complex subunit DAD3 family protein. The record is from RefSeq and is a predicted model, not a curated record. Bases 1 to 495 code for a protein of 164 amino acids. Gene Ontology annotation, biological process: attachment of spindle microtubules to kinetochore. Gene Ontology annotation, cellular component: mitotic spindle; DASH complex. The transcript has 2 exons. Lineage: Eukaryota; Fungi; Ascomycota; Eurotiomycetes; Eurotiales; Aspergillaceae.
AUGUCCGCUUUCGCCCAAUCGGAAGAUUCCGAUGGCCAAGACUUCUCCUAUAUCUCCCCCGAGCCGGCGACCACAACCCCUCCCAUCCCACCAGAGCAGUCAACAAGCUCCGACGCAGAAGCUUCCCACGGCCGCAACCGCUCAAACAACCCGCUGCUGGGCAAUAACCAUGGCCUCGUCUCGGAGCUAGAACAAGAAGUUCUGGAUGAAUACUCCCGCCUCCUGCGGAAUGUGAAUCAGCUCUCCGAAAAAGUUGCCGAUCUCGCCGGCAACCCGGCUACCAUGACUCUAGACGGAAUGCGGCUACUUGAGCGCAAGACGGCGACAGUGUGUACUUUGCUCAAGGCUAGCGUGUACAGUAUCGUCCUGCAACAACAGAUUUGGAAUGAGAGUGAGGAGCAACAGCAACAGCAGGACGGACAGGAUCAGCACUUCCAGGACCAGACCUAUCAGCUUGGAGGUUAUGAAGGCGAUGGAGAUGUUACCUACCAGUGA